CUAGUUCCCAUGGUGACGUCAUGCUGGACGGGCUGGGGCUGGGAAAAGAAGCGACGCUGGAAAAACAUGUAACGGUGCGAGGUGUGCUGCUCCCCCUUCCCACCCACGGCAUCCCUUACUGAGACCCAGUCCACCAGGAGAGACCAACUCCUUGUUAUCACAUUGGGACUUUAUGGGGUGGUGGGGAAGGCCUAGUCCCCCACCUUGAUCAGGCCGAAGCUCCACGGGUCCCUGCUACCUACGGACAAAACUAGGAGCCAUGAGCACAUCAGGCAAGGUCAGCGGGCUCAAACCCCCAACCAAGAUCGCCCGUCCUUCUGGGGUGGCGCCGGGAAAGACGUCUCCGUGCUCUGGCACUCAGAAGCUGGUCCCUCCAGAGAAACCGCCCACCGCUGUGACCUCCCCGACCCAGGAGGAGUUCAAGAUCGGUGAGCGGGUCUGGGUCAACGGCAACAAGCCCGGUUAUGUGCAGUUCGUCGGGGGGACGCAGUUUGCCCCCGGGCAGUGGGCGGGGAUCGUUCUCGACGAGGCUAUCGGUAAGAAUGACGGCUCCGUGGCGGGAGUCCGCUACUUCACGUGUGAGGAUGGGAGAGGGAUUUUCACACGGCCAUCAAAGCUCUCCAAGACUCUUCUGCCGGAGAAGGAGGCGAACGGAGGCCAGGCCAGUCCAGCACCUGCACCUGCACCUGCUGCACCUGCAACCGCUGCACCUGCAACAAAUGAGUCUGCACCUGCAACCGCUGCACCUGCAACAAAUGAGUCUGCACCUGCAACAAAUGAGUCUGCACCUGCGACGAAUGAGUCUGCACCUGCUGGGACUCCCUCAGCUGUUCCAGCUCCGGGCAGCGGCAUCAAGACGGCACUUCAGCGAAUUCACGCUGUAUCCACAGAGUCCACAUCGAACCUCUCUGAUACCGACACCACGAAGAAGGGCAAGAGGGAGCUGAGGCUGGGAGACCGCGUGCUGGUCGGUGGUACAAAAGCAGGAGUGGUGCGGUUCCUGGGAGAGACAGACUUUGCAAAGGGCGAUUGGUGUGGAGUGGAACUGGAUGAACCGCUGGGCAAGAAUGACGGAGCUGUCGCAGGAACCAGAUACUUCCAGUGUCUGCCCAGGUACGGCCUGUUCGCUCCGGUCCACAAGGUGACACGUAUCGGCUUCCCCUGCACCACGGCCACCAAGGCCAAGAGCUCCAGAAGGAUGUCCGCCCUGAAGAGGAGCCCGAGUGCAUCCUCCAUGAGCUCCCUCAGCUCCGCCACCUCCUCCAUCAGCGGCAAACCGAGCCGAGCUGGACUGCUGACGGAGACAUCUGCUCGUUACGCCCGGAAGAUCUCGGGCACCACGGCGCUGCAGGAGGCUCUGAAGGAGAAGCAGCAGCACAUCGAGCAGCUGCUGGUGGAGAGAGACCUGGAGAGAUACGAGGUGGCGAAGGCGACGAGUCAAGCAGGGGAGGUGCAGCAGGAGCUGGUGCUGAUAAGGAAAGGACGAGAUCAGUACGCAGUGGAGAUGGAGACGAAGAUGGAUCAGCUGCGUUCACUGGUGGAGGCUGCAGACCGGGACAAAGUGGAGCUUCUGAACCAGCUGGAGGAGGAGAAGAGGAAAGUGGAGGAUCUGCAGUUCCGUGUUGAAGAAGCGUGCAUCACCAAAGGAGACCUGGAGACGCAGACCAGGCUGGAGCAUGCCCACAUAAAGGAGCUCGAGCAGAGCCUGCUCUUUGAAAAGACCAAAGCUGAAAAACUCCAGAGGGAUUUAGAGGACACUAGGGUUGCUACGGUAUCAGAGCGCUCCAGGAUCAUGGAGCUGGAGCGGGAGGUGGCAGACCUCCAGCUCAGGCUGCGGGCGUCCCAGCAGAAGGAGGACGCUGCGUCUCUGUCCCAGCAGCAGAUCAGCAGCCUGAAGGCCCAGGCGCAGACUCAAGAGAAGAAGAUCAGUGAGCUGAGUGUGGAUGUGGAGAGCAAACAGAAGGAGCUUCAUUCUCUGGAGCAGGAUAAGAGCGAGCUGGAACGGCAGCUGACCGACCUGAGACAAAAGCUCGAGACAGCCGAGGAGGAGAGCCGGAGGACAGCGAAGACCAUGCAAGAGCUGGAGCAGAGCGCGGAGCAGUCCAAGAAGGACUACAAAACUCUGACGGAGGAGAGUCAGAGCAGAGAGACGGAGCUGAAACAGACCGCUGAGAAGUCGGAGAAGACGUCGAUGUCGCUCGAUCAGCUGACCAAUGAGAAGAAGACGCUGGAGACACAGCUCGAGGCGUUGAAACAGCAGAACUCCAAAUACCAGGAGGAGCUGAGUCUGUCCAAAGAGCGGAGCAGCUCGGAGAACCAGCGGAUCGGAGUCCUCUGCAAGGAAAUUGAGGAGCUGAAGCUGGCCUCCCAGAAGUCUCAGCAUCUCGAGGAGAACAAUGAGGAGAGGAACAGUCAACAGGCAGACAUGAAGACCAGAGACAACAUCUCAAACCAGGGGACAGAGGACAUCAACUUCCAGAACUCCACUGGAUCCUUACCCUCAGACAAAGACCGCGAGCUGGAGACUCUGAGGAACGAGAUCGCGGUGCUACGAGGAGAAAACGCCAUGGCAAAGACGCUGCAGACGGCCGUGGAGACGCUGGAGAAGGACAAAGCUCAUCUGCAGGGACGAGUUCACAGCCUGGAGCAGAGGCUCAUGGGAACGCAGGGGUCAGAGGGAGACAGGGAAGCUCCGCCCACAGCUUUGGAGCAGCUGAGGGAGGAGAAGGAGUUUGCAGAGGGACAGAUUAACUUCCUGAACAACGUGAUCGUGGACCUGCAGCGGAAGAACGAGGAGCUGAAGAUCAAACUGAAGAAGCUCGCUCUGGCGGAGUUCAACGGCAAUGAAGGCACCGAUGGAUUCAUCGAGGGGACGUCAAAGCGGGAAAAGAAGGUUCCGCCGCGUCUCUUCUGCGACAUCUGCGACUGCUUCGACCUCCACGACACGGAGGACUGUCCCACUCAGGCCCAGAGCCCCGACUCCGUCCCCCACACCACCUAUCACGGGAAACCGUCCGACGAGAGGCCGUACUGCGACAUCUGCGAGGCCUUCGGACACGCCACCGAGUCAUGUAACGACGAUCAGACCUUCUAGUAGCUCCAAAAACUCUCUACCUUCCUCUUUCUUCUUCUCCCCCUUAAAACACAACUCACCUUCUACUCUCCCCACAUGCCUGACACCUUACAGAUUUUACCAUAUUGUAUUUUUAUACUGUAUUUAUGCAUAUCACUGGUAGCCACUGUCCUAAUCUGAACCCUGAACCCUGAAUCCUGAAUCCUGAAUCCUUUACUCUGCAGCUCUCUAAAGAUGUUCUGAAUGCUCGUCCAAAUCCGCUGCUUUGGUGCAAUAUUGAUGUUUCUAACGAACGGAUCCCGUCCGCUGCACUCGUUGUUUUUUACGUGUUGUUUUGAUUUGAGUUUGUUUCUAAAUUUAGUAUAAAUAUAUUUGUUAUUUAACUUAAAAAAAAAAGAAAGAGAGAUGCAACAGAUUGAAGCACAGAUGAAGCUGAAGGGAAAUGAAGCACCAGUGAGACUCUGCAUUCCUGUUUCCUGCAGCACAUUCCUCCGUCUGUACGGCGACACACCGACAUCAGAGCGACACUGCCGAGUUCAACACUUUACUUUAACUGUAUGUUUAAAAUCUUAAAGAGUCUGUCUCCUGUAUGAACCUCAGAGGGAGUGUUAGGGCCACUAUCAGGACAAAUAUCUAAACUUUUAGGGAGAAAAAUGUAAAAGCUUCUUUAAGACUUUAUUUAAGAAAUAUUACACUUUUACUCUGAAUAUUUUAAAAAUAUAAUGUACGCAUUUGUUGAAAAAAAUAUUUAAAUUAAACUAAGAACUCUAAUAACUUAUUACCACCUUAUUAAAAACAUAUUCUAGCUUUUUCUCAAAAUUAUUCCAUCUUUAUUUGUGAAAUAUUAAAAAGGAGGAUUAAAAUAUGACCUUAUUCAAAAAAUGUUUUUCAGAAAUUAAGACUUUAUUAUGACUUUAAAUAUUAUGACUAAGUCAACAAUAUAUAAAAGAAUUUUAACAACUUUAAUCAAAAAUAUACUCAAGGAAUAUUUUACUUUAUUUUAUUUAUACUUGUAUUUAUUUUUCGACUUUAUUAAACAGACAUCUUUAAUUUUAUUUCUCAAAAUUAUUCUCGAAAAGUUAUCCAAAAUAAUAAAAAAUAUUUUUACUUUUUCAACGAUUAUUUUAAGUUUUCUCUCAAGAUAAAACAACAUUUAAGAAAUAUGUUAAAUAUUACUUAAAAUAUUAUAAGUAUUUUAAAAAAUCACAUAUUUUUGUUUUGAUUUUUUUUCUUUUUUGAAUAAUUCUAACACUUUUUUCUUGAAUCUUGUCAUGGCAUAUAAUUUGAUUUUUUUUCUCAAAAUAUUUAACAUUUUAAUUCAAGAAAUAUUAAAAAUAUUUCACAUGUAUGAUCACAGUUUAACACUCUUUCUAACAGUACUUAUUUUUGAACUCUGUUAGUGGCCCUAACACUCGUUCAUAACUAACCCUAACACUGACCUUUGACCCCGUCAAUAAUACAGACUAACAUGGCGUUGGAACAAUGUGGCGUUCAGGGUCACCUGCUUGUUUUGAGCUUUAAACUGUCCUCAGUGUUAAAUCAAACAGAUAAGAGCUGCAAAAGAAGCUGGUAACACAACCUUGAAGUGAAGGGACUCUAUUUUACUGUGUGAGGUCAGUUUCUUCUGUUUACACUCUUUUUUUUACAGACCUUGUUAUUGAUAACAAAAAGUCUCACCACACGGUCAGUCUGAGAUCAGCUCUGGAGCUUUAACUCUAACCACACCAUCCAUAUCAGAGAGUUUGAAUCCUAAGAGUUCAGCUUUCAGCACUUUAAGGACUUCUCAUCUUAAGUGUGGUUAAAGUUUUCUGCAUUAAUCAAAGCUCCAAACAGACUCUCCUGUACGCUUCUUUCAUCAGCCGUCGUUUCCAAUGACAUCACUUCCUGCGGCGCUCUCCUCUGCAGAUCAUCGUACAGGUUUACAUCUUCAUAUAACGCCGCCGACAGUCCCAGAGGAUGUGUUGUAGUCACAAACCAAGUCGUUCUGUUUCGUUAUUUAUGGUCUAAUCUUUCACUAACCAGUAAUGUUCAUACAGGAAAAUAAGCUAGCACUGAUCCCAGGAGUCCGGUCUGUACGAGGACUACUGUAGUAUAGGUGGGUCUUUAAAAUGCAUCUGCCUCAGAGAAGCCUCCACUAACUUAGUUUUGCACUGUCCACUUUAAAGAUUCAGCAGAAAUGUACGCCGCUUUCACUUUAUGAUUCAAAGGAGGAAUAAUUCUAUGGACUAAAGGUUGGUUCACUUUAUUCUGUGUACUGUUCCAGUUCAUGCAGCGCUCUGUAAAGCACACACUCAACAUGUUUGGAAACACGCUCUUUUGUUUUGGAGAAAAGGAUAAAACAAAGAAUUAAUGCAACUCUUGUGUCUGUAUGCUGAAUAGGAAUCCACAGGAAGUUGGCUUAGCUUAGCAUAAAGUCAGCUCACCUAGCUGGUUGUCUCAGUUCAUGUGGAACAAAUAUUAUAUGUGUUUGUUUAGUCUAAAUACAUUUGAAACCUGUAAUUAGGGGGGAUUUAAAGCUAGCAUGAUGCACAAUUCUCAGCAUCAUGCUAGCUGGUUUCAGUUAAGCUAAGCUAACCAUCUAUGCACUGUUUUAAAGGGGGGACUUUCCCAGUUAUACACAUCAAAAUCAGUUUGAAAGUCAAAAUAUGAUCUUGCAGAACAUCGAAUUGAUAUUUUUCAGGUUUUGAUGUACAUUAAAAUUAAACAAAUGAAUUUAUGCUAAUGUUGCUAAUCAGCAACUAGCUAGCUUACUCCAUUAUAAGCGUAACCAGCUGUCUACUGGCUUUAACUAUAUUCUGUCUUUAAAGAGUUACCUUUAAAAAAUGUUCAAAUGAAAGGUAAUUAAAAAUCGAAGCUAUCUGCUAAAUAGCCUCAAAUGUUAGCAUAGCUUAGCACAAAGUCUUAUAAUACAGAAAUAGCUAACCUGGCCUCGUUGAAGUGUAACUUUGUAGAACACCAAUUUUCGUUUUCAGGCUUUGAUUUCAGGAAAGAUUCAACCAAAACACAAAGUUAUAUUUAAAGUUUUUUGAAAAUGGAGUUAGCUUUUGUCAGCAUAGGGCUACGUUUAAGUUUAGCUAGCAGUCUAUGGACUCGAGCCUAUUUGGUUUUGAAGGUGAACUUAUUUUACAAACCACAUGUUUUUGAUAGUUAAAGAAAAUGUGAAAGGCAUGCAUGUGGACGAGGAAAUUAGCAUUUUUUAAAAAGUUUUCAUGUAAAAUAAUAUAAAAUGGCGAAUAUUUACAAAUAUAGCUUUCGCUAGCAACAGGUUAGCUGUUUCUACUGGAGGCUUAGAUAACUUGUCGAUUGGCUUUAGCUGUAAAACAAUUUUAAAGAGGAAACUAGACACAUCACAUUAUUUACUUUUUGAAAUUAGCAGAAAAGUUGGAAAAAUUGGACAAAUUGAUUCAAGUGAUGUCACUGGAGUCAGCCUUAUUUUGGACCAAAAACUGCAAGUUAAAAAAAAUAUUUUGAAUUCCCAUUUCAGAAUAAGCUGAAUUUAAAAAGACAAAUUUUGAGUCCCAAAUCUCUAGUCCCUACAUGGCUAACUGCUCCUCACAGUUUUAAUGCUAAGAUAUGCUAAUAGCCUGCUAGCUUAGCCUCACAUUUAGCAUACAGAUAUGACCCUGUGAAUUCUCAAAACAAACGAGUGCGUCUCCGAACAUGUUGAAUUAUUUAAAUGAACCCUACACUGCAACACGUAUCGGACUAAUGAAGCACAAUAUUGAAUCAUAUUGAAUCUUCUAGUGUAACAGUGUAAUAAUACAUGAUGUAACUAACCGCUGACACUUUGUAAAUACUAAUCAGAGGCUUCUUUCUGAUCAACGUGUACACAGUGCCAUGGAAACUAAAUAGAGCUUUGAUGUGUACUACAUUUUAUUUUUCUGCCCUGUGGAUCAGAUUCACGUUGUAGAAGAAAGUUUCCAGGGACAAAAAGCUGAUUUGUAUAGACUUAUUGUGUAACUUUAUACGUGAUGCGUCCAAUUAUUAGUGUACUGUUUUAUAUGGCACCAUCUAGACGUGGUUUUGAAAUGUUGAAACCAGUUUUACAGAUGUUGACGUGGUGUAAAAGUCACUGUUUUCUAUGUACUGUAUACUCCUGAACAGUCCAAUAGAAAUGCUACGAAAGGAAA
Notolabrus celidotus (New Zealand spotty) is the source of this 7203-nucleotide messenger RNA. RefSeq names its product CAP-GLY domain containing linker protein 1b (gene clip1b). The record is from RefSeq and is a predicted model, not a curated record. Gene Ontology annotation, biological process: cytoplasmic microtubule organization; positive regulation of microtubule polymerization. Gene Ontology annotation, cellular component: nucleus; microtubule plus-end; cytoplasm. Lineage: Eukaryota; Metazoa; Chordata; Actinopteri; Labriformes; Labridae. The transcript is spliced from 22 exons. Bases 260 to 3094 code for a protein of 944 amino acids. Gene Ontology annotation, molecular function: microtubule plus-end binding.